Messenger RNA from Dermatophagoides pteronyssinus (European house dust mite), 1863 nucleotides. RefSeq lists its product as uncharacterized. The record is from RefSeq and is a predicted model, not a curated record. Lineage: Eukaryota; Metazoa; Arthropoda; Arachnida; Sarcoptiformes; Pyroglyphidae.
CAAAAGUGUCUGUUAAGUGUGUGUUUGGCAUUGGAUCAAUGUGAAAUAAAUAUUAUUAUUAACAUAAAUAUCAACAGUUUCAGUUUAGUUGAAUUUUUUCAAAACAAACAAACCAAACAGUGUUUAUAUUCUUUUCAAAGUGUUUUUUUUUGUUCAAAUCAAAAAUCAAUCAAACUGGACAAACCAAAAUUUCUUGAUCCAAUCUUAAGAUUAAAAGUAGUAGAAUCACCGAUAAUACCGACAACAACAUCGACAUCGACAAAUUUAAAUGUAUGGCCCAAUCGAAUCGAUGAAUCAUAUCUUCAAGCAAAAACCGAAUUAUCGCCACAAUUAUUAUCGGAUAAAACAAACAUGAUGUCAGCAACAAGAAGAAGAGCAAGUGAUUUACCAAUUAAUUAUGCAAUUGCACAGGAAGAAAAUCAAGAAUCACAGCAAAAUCCUACGGUUAGUCGUAGUACUAGUCAUUCAUUAUUGGCACAAUUAUCAAGUUCACCAUAUGGAUGGACAACAUCAGGUUCAUCAAGAUCAACAUCACCAACACCACCAACAAUGCUUUCCAAUUCAUCAUUAAGACGUUUACCAUCGAAUACGGUUAGUGGUACAAAUAGCCGCUAUGUACCACAACAAUCACUUCAAUCAUUAGUUAAAUCAUUUAUCAAUAAAGUAUCACGUGGUACACAAACUGAUUGUGAUGAUAAUGAUGAUUUUGAUCAAUUAAGUAUUGCAUCAUUAACAUCAGGAUUUUCAGCAUUUGAAAAUGAUUUUACACGUUCUCGGUUGAAAUUAUUUCUAAAUGAUUCACAAUUUAAUGAUAAAAGUAAUAAUAAUAUUGAUGAAGCUGAAUUUGUUGAAGAAUUACAAAAACUUCGUGAUCAAAUUGAUGGUCGAUUUAAAUUUGGUUUUGAAUCACAACCAGGUUCACAAUCAGUAUCCCGGCAACAAUCACAACCAACAUCUAGACCACGUUCACCGGUAACGACAAAAAUAAUUGAGCCACUGGGUUUAGAUCUUGAAAAAUCGAAACCAGUGAUCGAAACUUGUGAUCAAUCAAUCGAAACGGAUCGUUGUUGUUUUGAAGAUAAAUUUACACAAGCAGAUUUUGGUCCAUCAUUAUCUUCAAUACAACAACAACAGCAAACACCAUCAUCAUCAUCAUUUUUUUCAUCGUUCUUUUCUUCGUCGGGUCAACCCGAACCAGCCGAAUCAUUUAAUGUUGCCAUACAAACUGAUUUAAAUCUAGAACAUUUAUGUCCAUUAUGUAAACAAGAUAUUCAAACAUUAUCAAUCAAUAAUCGUCCACCAUUAAGUGAUUCUCAACAAAAUCUACUUAAAAGCCAACUACUUAAUCAGGCUGAUAUGAAUAAUAAUUCGAUGGAAAUGACGAAAUCAAUUGAUCAUGGAACGCAGGCUGAUAUGAAUUCAGGUGAUUUAUCCAUUGAUGAUGAUAAUGAUCAAAAACAAACAGAAGGGUCCAAUGAUAAUGAUACAGAUAAAAACGAACCACCGAUAGCGGUCAAAAGAAAACCUCGAACCACUACCGCUACCACCAAUGUUGUUGGUGUUGGUUCAGGUCAUUUUUAUCGUGGUGAAUCAUCGAUAAAAAAUAAUCAUAAUUAUGUUGAUUUAAAUGGAACAUCACCAUCAUCACGUGGAAAUAGUGUUGUAAUCAAAAGUCCAAUUCACCAUCGUAGUAAAGAUAAUGAUCAUGUUCGACCAAAAUGUUGUAAUAUUUCAUAGAAGAGAUAUUCAUUCCAUGAGAAACGACAAGUGAUAAAAAUUAGCGAUUGUGAUAUUCAAUGAAAUAUUCCAUUCAGAGAUUUCAUAUUAGAACAGAAUUAUUAUUUCAACAUUAUUGGGACCCUU